Fusarium fujikuroi IMI 58289 is the source of this 408-nucleotide messenger RNA. RefSeq names its product probable brt1 protein. Bases 1 to 408 code for a protein of 135 amino acids. The record is from RefSeq and is a predicted model, not a curated record. Gene Ontology annotation, cellular component: mitochondrion; cytosol. The transcript has 3 exons. Gene Ontology annotation, molecular function: deaminase activity. Lineage: Eukaryota; Fungi; Ascomycota; Sordariomycetes; Hypocreales; Nectriaceae.
AUGGCUCUCCGAACAGGUGUCUUAACUACCGAUGCGCCUGCACCCAGCCCCCAUCUCUCCCAAGCAAUCAUCCACAAUGGAACGGUCUACUGCUCAGGCUCGUUCGGUCUGGACCCCCAGACUCGACAACUGGCUGAGGGUCCCUAUCAUCAGACCGCGGGUGCCCUAAAGAACCUCGACGCCAUCCUGAACAAGGCGGGAACAAGUCUCCAUAAUGCUUUGAAAGUCACCAUCUUUAUAUUGAAUAUGGACCACUAUGCUGCGGUUAACAGAGCUUACCUCGAGUUUUUCACUUCUGAUCCGAAGCCAAGCCGAACGUGCGUGGCUGUGGCCCAGCUUCCUCUCAAGGGCGCUCAUGUGGAGAUGGAGGCUAUCGCUGCUAUUCCUGAGAAGUCUAGCAAGCUGUGA